Messenger RNA from Gastrolobium bilobum, 1221 nucleotides. Its product is annotated as F-box/LRR-repeat protein 12. Gene Ontology annotation, biological process: SCF-dependent proteasomal ubiquitin-dependent protein catabolic process. The transcript is spliced from 2 exons. Gene Ontology annotation, cellular component: SCF ubiquitin ligase complex. Gene Ontology annotation, molecular function: protein binding. The coding region runs from base 1 to 1092 and encodes 363 amino acids. The record is from RefSeq and is a predicted model, not a curated record. Lineage: Eukaryota; Viridiplantae; Streptophyta; Magnoliopsida; Fabales; Fabaceae.
AUGAGAGAUCUUUCUAGAAAUGAUGGUACCUCCAUCAUGCAUCUCCCAGAUGAUUGUCUUGCUAUAAUUUUCCAUGAUUUAGAAAGUUGCAUUGAUCGUGAAUCAUUUGGCCUGACUUGCCACCGAUGGCUCCAAAUUCAAAAUGUCUACCGUCGGUCACUGCAUUUUCAGUUGCUGAGGCGCUUUCAACAUUUAGAAUAUUUAUCCCUAUCUGGUUGCAGUGAGCUCAAUCAUUCUGGAUUGACCCGUUUGUUAAGUUAUGGUUCAAAUUUGCGAAAACUUAAUCUUGAUUGCUGUUUUAAAGUCACUGACUAUGGGCUAUCUCUGGUUGCUGCUGGUUGUCCCUCAUUGAUGACAAUUAGUCUCUAUCGGUGUCUCAAUGUUACUGAUAAAGGAUUAGAGACUUUAUCAAGUGCUUGCCUAUCUAUGAAAUGUGUAAACCUCUCUUACUGCUCACAAAUAUCUGACAAAGGGUUAAAAGCUUUUACACAGUGGUGUCGUCAGCUCCAGUCUGUUAACAUAUCACAUUGUGAAGGUAUAAGUGGUGUUGGCUUUGAAGGGUGUUCAAAAACUUUAGCAUAUGUAGAGGCUGAUUCUUGUAAGCUUAAGCCAGAAGGGGUCAUGGGAAUUGUUAGUGGUGGUGGAAUAGAGUAUCUAGAUGUUUCUUGUUUAAGUUGGUCUCUUUUUGGGGAUCCCUUGCCUGGAAUAGGAUUUUCAUCAGGCCUCAAAAUCCUUAACUUUCGGUUGUGCAGAACUGUUUCUGAUACUUCUAUUGUGGCCAUUGCCAAGGGAUGUCCACUACUUGAAGAGUGGAACUUAGCAUUAUGUCAUGAGGUGAGGAUAUCUGGUUGGCAGGCAAUUGGGUUAUACUGCCAGAAUUUGAAAAGAUUGCAUGUUAAUCGUUGCCGCAACCUCAGUGAUAAUGGCUUGCUAGCUUUAAGGGAUGGAUGCAAAAGUCUCUCCAUUCUUUACUUGAAUGGCUGUGUUCGCUUGACAUCUACUGCAUUAGAGUUAUUCAAGUUUCACAGAGCUAAUGUUUGCAUAAAGGAAAUAGAGGUCAUGAGUAUAAAGCCUUACUUUGAGUUCAGAUGAUACUGGCUGAUACAUAUUUAUUAACUAUCUAGGCAUUAAAUGUAUUCUUUAUCUUUAUUUGUAUAAAUAUUUUAGAACCUAUGGAUGUUUGGUUUUAUACAUUAUUUAGAAUGUCCUUGUAUCAUAAAU